Durotheca rogersii is the source of this 1425-nucleotide messenger RNA. RefSeq lists its product as uncharacterized. The transcript has a single exon. Lineage: Eukaryota; Fungi; Ascomycota; Sordariomycetes; Xylariales; Xylariaceae. The coding region runs from base 495 to 1100 and encodes 201 amino acids. The record is from RefSeq and is a predicted model, not a curated record.
CCCCCUCUCCCCUCUCCUCCUUUCUCGACCUCUUCCCCCCCACUACUCUCUCUAUGCUGCUCGAUUUCCCCAUUCUCCCCUCCCACUUCUCAUCCCCCUGAUACCUAUCAGCAACAGGGAACCUGGUAUUGCCAAAACUACCCUGGUCCACCCGGAUAGUCAGCAGUGCCCCAUCUGUACAGCUCGGGUUGGCCAGAACCAACGGACGGUGAGUUCGCUCGUGCACCAAGCCACCAUCGGUUCCCAAGGUUAACCAUGCCUGUAUUAGCAUCGCAGCGCCAUUCGUAUCGCGAACCGGACACCUUUCUCCAUGGCAGACCCGGUCGGCAAUCCACGCAACCGGCCUUCCGUCGUCACUCAGCCACCAUACCCGGUCGAUAAUCCACGCAACCGGCCCGUCGUCGUCGCUCAGUCAUCAUGUAGGACCUGACCAUAUUCGAAAUUUGAUCUUCCCAAUCUGACGGCUUUUUUCAGAUGGCAGGACACCGUCGCACAUGGCGCCUGCCCAUCCAGAAGCACGGUCUGGCUAUUCGCUCUCCGUUGGCCACCGCCCCAGUAGCAUCGACGGACACGCCGGGGUAUCGCGUAGGGGCGCCGUCGACGCAAGCCGCCAUCCUCAACUGCCAUUGGUUCUAGGGCGAACCGCAGAUCGAAGGCCUAGUUCCUCGGUGCAGACGGAGCAUCCCCGGUCCCAUCAGCCUGGGUAUUUGCAACCGGGAAAUGAGCCGUCACGAGUCCUUCCCUCAGGCUCUCGAAUAAUGGGGGCAACCGAUUUUUCGGGAGGCGCCAGGUGGGAUGAAGCCAGAACGUGGAGCCUUUCGAGCAGGCGCCAAGACGCGGGUGCGCCUAUGCACGGGACCUCGCAUGAUGGCGUAAGACCGACCGAGCCGGGAUUUGCCAGAACCCACGACCAGGACGGCCGUCAGCGAGAUGGUGAAGACGGAUACCAUCCGCCUCCGACCCCGCCGGGGGCCCCGAGGAUCCCCAGGCUCCCGACCCCCGACUUUGACGACAUGGAUUACGACAAAGACGAGGGGGUGAGCUACCAAUUCUGCGCUUGUUGCAACGUCGACGGUACCUGCUCGAGGGGGAACCCCUAGGAGAGGCCGGCACGGAAAGCCAGCGUAUGUUCCCUUCGCCUACUGCCGUCCUGCAGAUGAGUUCGCUGUAGGUGCGUUUACUCGAGUAUAUUCACUGAUCGACUUUAGUGUACGGAGCAGGAGCUCUCGCGUCACGCGGCGAUCAGCGCGCAGAGCCGAUGGAGCGAUUUCUCGUUUAUUUUCCGUGUUUUGAGGUGGUUUUGAUCUAUCAGCUCCUCAGUUUAUGCGUACAAGGUACUAUUUCAGGAGGAUGUUUAAAGAAGGUGUUCAAUUGCCGCAAUCGAUGUGCCCUUACGGUGUCGAGAUUCCCGUAGGUAUUUUUCUA